AUGUGGGUUUCAUGGACCGUCUUAUUACGUCCUCAUUUUCAUCUUCGAAUACCCUCCAGUUCUGCGACAAAAUCACCCGUGCUUUUACUAAUUCAAAAAUUUCGUACUCAGUCAUCUCCUAUAUCAAAAACACUAAAUAGACAACGACGAACGAUAAAAGAUCUUGAUCAAACAAAAGUCGUUAAGGUUGAACAAACACAAGAAAAACAUUUAUUUCGAUUGCUCAUUAAACCAACUCUCUUCACUGUUGGGUUUGUAGGCUGUUCAUAUGUGACGUGUGCUUUAUGGCAAUAUGAGAGUAAACGACGACAAAUACGUAAAGUUAAAGAUAAUUGGUUAAAAAAAACGAUUGAUCGUCACAGUAGCAGUAUGUUUGGAAACAUUUGGCGAGAUAUACCAGAAUCAAAGCGUUUAGUUGGCAAGAUAAUUGCGUUAAAUGUGAUUGUAUUUCUUCUAUGGCGCAGGAAAAGUUUGGAACCAUUUCUUCUCAAAUAUUUUACAUCAAGUCCAUUUAAACCAUAUCUCAGUUCAAUGAUUCUAUCAACAUUCAGUCAUUAUAAUGCUUUUCAUUUAUUCUGUAAUAUGUAUGUAUUAUGGUCGUUUAGUGAACCCGUUGUUCAUUUGUUUGGGAAAGAACAAUUUGUUGCUACUUUUUUAUCUGGAGGUAUUAUUAGUACAUUGGCAAGUUAUGUAUUCAAAAUUGUUACCAAAACACCGAAUAUUUCAUUAGGAGCUUCUGGCUCAUUGAUGACAGUAUUAGGCGCUGUAUGCAUGCAAUUUCCAACAGCGCAAUUAUCAAUUAUAUUUCUCCCAUUUUUUACAUUUUCAGCACAAUCUGCAUUGAUGGGAAUGAUCUCAUUGGAUGUUGUUGGUACUGUACUCAGAUGGAAAUUUCUCGAUCAUGCAGCACAUUUGGGAGGUGUAUUAUAUGGGGUGUACGUAUAG
Didymodactylos carnosus is the source of this 945-nucleotide messenger RNA. The record is from the annotation of a GenBank genome assembly. Lineage: Eukaryota; Metazoa; Rotifera; Eurotatoria; Philodinida; Philodinidae.